GUGCUGGUUGUGAUUGCACACAUACGUGCACACACACACACCACACACACACACGUUCUCACACAGCGGAGCGAAGCUGAGAGGCAGGGACUGCAGCAGUAUGCACCAGCCGCGUCUGAUCUGUGUGGAGACUUGAGGAAGGAGAACUGGGAAGAGGAUAUAAUGUAGCAGUGUCUUACACAACCCAACCCCUGUGUGUACAGUAGCUACAUCUCUACUCUGCAGCAGUGGCAACGGUGCAUUUCAAGAGCGGACAGCUUAUGUUAUCUGCCCCCCUCUGACUGCACUGCCUCUGCAUCCAUCUCCAUUCACUCUGCUCCUCCUAUUCCACCUCUUCAUCCUCCUCUUCCUCCUCCCGACUACGGCAACAUUAGGCAGGACCACGGACCGUACGAGAUCGCCAACGCUGAUCGCUGGACCCUCAUGUUUGUCCUGUCUGAUGGAGUCGUGCUGGUUAUGCUAGAUCAUCAUCACCUUCAUUAAUGACUGGAUUCUAAUCGAGCUCAGGAGACAAGGAGAGAAAAACCAUCCCCCAAAAACGAAAAAGGAGUGUUGGAUGUUUGUGAACGCUCUUUGUCGGCGCUGUUGGGUCAUUGGCUCUUUUCCUGUAUUUGCUUGGUUGUUUUUGCCUUCUCUGAGAUCGGCUAGCAGGCACUGCAGCACCAGGAAGGACUGCAGGAGCCGUGAAGUAGUAUGGCAUGAGGACCCAGGGGCGAGUGAAUUGGAAGGGCUUGAGCUACCAUUACUGCCACUGCUGCUGCUGAGGUGCUUAUCUUAAUUUUUUUUUCUCCAGAAAGGGCGUCUGGUGGGGGUUGGGUUGGGGUGGGUUGUGACAGUGAAGGUACCCGGGACCCUGCAGAGUGGAGUGGGUGUCUCUGGCGUAGAGGAGCCACACAGAUAGGCAGGACGUCCUGUGGGAAAGGAGGAGAGAAGAGAGGAAGAGGGGCUGGCUCAGGCUCAGGCCCCUGAUGGUGGCUAUUUUUUUUCUCCCCUAGCUGAGUGAUUAGGGACAGCGGGUAAAGGAAAAGAUGCUUAUGGGUGCAGGACGAGACACGGCGCGGGAUGAGGCCCAGAAGCUUCACAGGAAGUGGCUGAAGCACCAGGCCUUCAUGGCCGAGCUGGCCCGCAACAAAGAAUGGCUGGCCAAGAUAGAGCAGGAGGGCCAGGAGCUGAUCGAUGAGAAGCCGGAGCUGCGUUCAGUGGUGCAGCAGAAGCUGGAGGAGAUCAGGGAGUGCUGGACUGACCUGGAGAGCACCACCAAGGCCAAGGCCCGGGCUCUGUUUGAGAACAACAAGCCAGAGCCGGUGGUGAAGAGCUAUUCAGACCUGGACCACCAGCUCUCUGGCCUGGAGAAACAGCCCCCUCAGCUGGAGCAGGCUCAUCACCUACCCACCUUCAACGAGCAGCUGCAUAAAUUUCAGUCUCAGAUGGGGAACUUGUACAAGGACGUAGGGGAACUAGGGUCCCUCCAGGGGGUGUGCCUCCCCCAGCGAGGCAGCCUGGUGAAGGGUGGGGAGGGAGAAGGGGGCGAGCAGCCAGCCGUAGUGGAGACCCGCAUCGUGCGCCUCAUUGAGCCCCUGAAGGAGAGACGUCGCAUCCUGCUGGCUUCCAAAGAGAUGCACCAGGUCGCUCAGGACCUAGAGGAAGAGAUACUGUGGAUCCAGGAGCGGCUUCCUCUGGCCUCCUCUAAGGAUUACGGCAACAACCUGCAGAGUGUUCAGCAGCAUGUCAAGAUCAACCAGACACUGCAGAGGGAUCUGCAGGGGCGCCAAGCGCGGGUGGAGGAGGUGUUGGAUCGGGCGGGGAUCAUCGCCUCUCUGCGGACCCCCGAGGUUGACUUUGUGCGUGAGGGGGCGGGGCAUGUGCGUCAGGUGUGGGAGGUGCUGAGGCUGGAGGCGGAGAGGAGGUCUGUGAUGCUGGAUGUGGUGCUGCAAGCCCAGCAGUACUACAGCGAGGCAGCCAAGGUGGAGUCCUGGCUGGCAGGCCAGAAACUGCACCUCAUCAAUGAGGAGAAGGGCACGGACGAGGAGAGCACCCUGCAGCUGCUGAAGGAGCACCUGGCCUUGGAGGCGACGGUGGAGAACUACGCUGAGACAGUGGGCAUGCUCUCCCAGCAGUGUCAGCGACAGCUGGAGCUGGGGCACCCAGACAGUGAGGGGAUCACCAAGCAGCAGUCCCACAUAGACCGUCUGUAUGUAUCUCUGAAGGACAUGGUGGAGCACAGGAAGACCAAGCUGGAGCAGCAGUACUGGAUGUACCAGCUCAACAGAGAGGUGGAGGAGUUAGAGAAGUGGAUCACUGAGAGGGAGGCCGUUGCCAGCUCCACUGAGCUGGGUCAAGACCUGGAGCAUGUCACGAUGCUACAGGAAAAAUUCACCAAGUUCUGCUCAGAGACCAACAGCAUAGGCCAGCAGAGGAUGGAGCAGGUGAAUAAGAUGGUGAAUGAGAUGAUAGACUGUGGCCAUACGGACGCGGCCACCAUAGCUGAGUGGAAGGACGGACUGAACGAGUCAUGGGCCGACCUACUGGAGCUCAUGGAGACCCGAAGACAGAUGCUGGCAGCAUCACACCAGCUGCACAAGUUCUUCACCGACUGCAAAGAGGUCUUGGCUCAGACUGCGGGGAAGAUGAGGCAGUUGCCAGAGGUGAGGGCGUGCCAAGCCAGCAUCGCCAACCCUGCCACCCUGCAGAGGCUCAUGCUCUCCUUCGAGCACGCCCUCCAGCUGCUCGUCUCACAGGUAAGGCAGCUGCAGGAAAAUGCGGCCCAGCUGAGGACCAUCUAUGCCGGAGAGAAGGCUGAGGCCAUCAUGAGCAAAGAGCAGGAAGUGAUGUCAGCAUGGAAGGAGCUACUGGUUUCCUGUGAGGCCAGUCGUGUGCAGGUCACCUCAGUGACAGACAAGGUGCAGUUCUUCUCGGUGGUGCGCGAGCAGCUCAUGUGGAUGGAGGGCAUCAUGGGACAGAUUGGAGGGGACGACCCCAGGGACUCGUCUUCUGCAGAGGUGAUGAUGAAACAGCAUGGUGAGCUGAAAGCCAAGAUGGAUGGCCGUAGGAAGACAAUACAGCAAUGUGUGGAACUGGGAAAGAUCCUGCUGGCCGCAGGCAACCCAGCCUCCGAGGAGAUAAAGGAGAAGUUGGAUGCGCUCCUGGCUAAGCAGAAGGAUCUCUCUGAGAGAUGGGACAAACAGCAGGAGAAGCUACAGCGCAAGAAGGAUCAGUUCCAGUAUGCCCAGGAGACGGUGAAGGCGGAGGCCUGGCUGAAGGCCAAGGAGCCCCUGAUUAGCUCCAGCUCCACCUCUAGGGAGGCUGGGGGGGCUGGAGGAGAUGGCCAGGCCCAGACUGAUGAGGUGGAGCAACUCAUCCUCCGCCACGAGGCCUUCCGCAAUGCUGCAGCCACCUGGAAGGAGCGCUUCAGCUCACUGAGACAGCUCUCCAAUGCAGAGAAGCUGAGAGAAGAACAGAGCAGCAAGCCUUCCCCAAUGCCACUCUCCAGUCGGAGGAUGUUCCCAUCAUCCUGUCUCACUCCGACCGUUCCUCUUGCUACCUCAACUCUGCUGAGACAGACGGUCCAGGUGCAUAUUGAGCCCAGGCCCAAGCAGACCAGUCUGGAGAUGUCUGCCUCUGCCUCCUCUGCAGCCCAAAGGUUGGGUUCUACCAUAGCCAGCUACGCUCCUGUCAUAAAUGGCUCUGGUUACCAUGGACUGGACCAUCAGAGCAGCAGCGGGGGAUUGGAGAGUUCCAACUACUCUGGACUGAACCAUCCGGGCGGUGGAGGAGUGGACAGCAGCUCUAGUUACCUUGGAGGGAACCAUCAGACUGGCCCCCCGCCAGUGGAUAGUUCUGGCUACCUUGGACUGAACCAUCAAAGCAGUGGGGGUAUGGUUAGUCCAGGCUACCUACCUCAAAACCAAAGUAGUGGGGGUGUGUGUGGUCCAGGCUACCUACCUCAAAAUCAAAGCAGUGGGAGUAUGGGUAGUCCAGGCUACUUGCCGCAAAAUCUAAGUAGUGGGAGUAUGGGUAGUCCAGGCUACCUGCCGCAAAAUCAAAGUAGUGGGGGUAUGGGUAGUCCAGGCUACCUGCCGCAAAAUCAAAGUAGUGGGGGUAUGGGUAGUCCAGGCUACCUGCCAAAAAAUCUAAGUAGUGGGGGUAUGGGUAGUCCAGGCUACCUGCCGCAAAAUCAAAGUAGUGGGGGUAUGGGUAGUCCAGGCUACCUGCCUCAAAAUCAAAGUAGUGGGGGUAUGGGUAGUCCAGGCUACCUUCCGCAAAAUCAAAGUAGUGGGGGUAUGUGUAGUUCAGGCUACCUGCCGCAAAAUCAAAGUAGUGGGGGUAUGGGUAGUUCAGGCUACCUGCCACAAAAUCAAAGUAGUGGUGGUAUGGGUAGCUCAGGCUACCUUGCACAAAAUCAAAACAGUGUUGGUAUGGGUAGCUCAGGCUACCUCGGGCAAAAUCAAAGUAGUGGGGGUAUGGGAAGUACUGGCUACCUUGCACAACACCAAGGUAGUGGGAGUAUGGGUAGUUCAGGCUACCUUGCGCAAAGUGGUGGGGGUAUGGGUAGUUCUAGCUAUCUGCCUCAAAGUGGUGGGGUCAUGGACCCCAAAAUGGCAUAUGCUUGGCAGCAUCUGAAAGCUGACUGCAUGCAGCCCAGUAUGAACCACAUGCACAAAGCUGUCAACCCCCUCCUGGAGGCCAGCAGGGCGCAGAGGGAACAGUUUGGGGACAUCCCCAUGGUGGACAUGAUCGGGCCAGAGUCUGGCCUGGAUCUCCUCCACGGCAGGCUCCAGAGGGACCCCCGCGGCAGCCGCUCCGACCCCCAGAUGGACCACCUGCGGCGGGAGAGGGAGUACAAGCUGGGUCGGCAGACCUCCAGUGAACAGGAGAUUCAGGCGCGGCUCAAUGAGCUGCCAAUGAUUGUGCGCCAGGAGCGCUAUAGGCGACGCCUGGAGAGGCAGUCGUCCAGCGAGCAGGAGGGCAGUGGGAAGGCGAGGACACCGAGGCAGGAUGACUCCAGUGACAUGGAGUCAGCCAAGGAAGGCUCCGACAAACGCUCAACAGAGAAGAGAGCCACCACCAUGGCUGAGAUUGUGGAGCAGGCCCAGGAGAGAGAGGCAGCACAAGCUCGAGGGGAGACGUACCGCCCCACCAGCAGCCUCUCAGCACCCGUGACCUACGAGCGCCCGCGCGCCCGAGACCGCCCCAAACCCCGCAGGAGACCCCGCCCCAAAGAGCCUGAGGAGAAGCGACGCUCUCGCUCGGCUCCGGCCCAGAGUCCGGCACAACUUCUUCCGCCCUCACACACUGCCCAUAACGAAGGCUUCCUGUACCGCAAACACGACUUUGAGGGCCACCAGAAGAGUCCCAGCAGUAAGUCCUGGGUGAAUUUGUAUUGCGUGUUGUCAAAGGGAGGGAUCACUUUCUACAAGGACGCCAAGAGCACCACCACACCUUACAAUGAAGAAACCCCACUCGACCUGAGCGUCUGUAUAUGUGAUAGCACCAUAGGAUACAAGAAGAAGAAAAAUGUCUUCGUUAUCAAGAAAAAUGAUGGCAAUGACUAUAUUUUCCAUGCAAAGGAUGAGGAGGACCUGAAGGCUUGGGUCACUAACAUCACCACCAGUAUAACUGAACACGAGGAGAUCGCCAAGUGGGACAAGCCCACCACCUCGUCCACAGAUCCCGACCGCUCGGAGAGGAAGGAGAAGUCUGAGGGCGACGCAGACGCCAGGUCAGAGAGGUCUGAGAUGGGAGGAGAGGUGGAGGAGGAGGAGAGGUCAGAGAAAGAGAGGUCUGAGAAGGGAGAGGGGUCCAAGAAGACGGGAGAAGGCUCAGAGAAAGCAGACACGUCGGAGAGGGGUGAGAGGGCAGAGGGAGGGGGAGGGGGCUCCAGCACGUCAGGGAAGAGCAAAUGAUCCCCGCUGAGUGGAGGAGUGGACUGGCAUCCAACCAUCUAAAGCCCCCCCCCUCCUAACUUUACCCUACGACACCAGACAGUGCUGAACAAGAGAGACGGAGGGAGAUGUGUACAUUUUUGUGCAUAUCUUCUCUCUUUUUCUCUCUCUAUAUCUCUCUGUCUCUCUCUGUGACAUCCUGAGGCUUGGGUCCUAAUGUUAACUGUGACUGACUGAUCUUUCAGCCCCUCCCUAUCCCCCUGGCAAAAUACAUCAAUACUUGCAUUGCAUUGUGGCCCUUGCUGGUAGGUUGGAGGAUAGGGGAGAUUAACCAGCGCCACUGUGUGGUCACAGGCAUUUGUCACAGUCACGACUCAUUGAUCAUUUAUCUCUUGGAUUCACAGCAUCUCUCAGUAUAUAUAUAAUAUACCUAUGACUGACUAUGUAAUGCUCUGUCUAAAACAACCCAAGCAGUGGUGAAUGAAAUGUCUCACAAUAUUUUGAAAAAGCUUUUUUCUGAAGCAAUAUACUUUUUUAUUUCUUCUCUUUGUUUGAGAGAGAGUGAAAGGAGACAAGAAACAGUUGCUUAUUAAUUCUAUGAUUGUUCACAUUCAUCAUCAGCUUGUUUCCGGCAGGUCAGCAGCACCUUAAACACUUCCAACACGUCUGUGUAUACUCAGCAUAUUGACAUUCCAAACCCACCUCAUCGCUAUCUCUGAGUCAUGUUGUCAUGAUGGAAUGCUAGUAUUACCUACUUGUGUUAAUAAUUGAAUUGAUCAACACAUGAUUCUCUUCUGAACUCUUGGAUUAAUCAUGUACAGGCCCAUGCCAUGCCAGGAAUAAAGGUGAAAUAGUGUUGCCAA
Salmo salar (Atlantic salmon) is the source of this 6745-nucleotide messenger RNA. RefSeq lists its product as uncharacterized. The record is from RefSeq and is a predicted model, not a curated record. NCBI's taxonomy places the organism in Eukaryota, Metazoa, Chordata, Actinopteri, Salmoniformes, Salmonidae. Gene Ontology annotation, molecular function: phospholipid binding; protein binding.